GAAGGGACUACUCAUAUAUAAUUUCGAGUGUAAUUGAUGAUAUAUGUAUAUUUAUACAAAUUGAUGAUAUCUCAGUAAAUUAUCCUUGUGCAGAUAUGAAAUUGUCAAUUCUUUUGAGGAUGAUUUACGAAAGACAGCUAAAAUAAAGGUAUUGAGGAGACAUGGGCGGUCCAUGUUAGUACCAUUCCGUGUGGCUGAGGCAACUGUAGAUUCAGAAGAAAACAACGCUGUUGAAGACAUAGUUGAGAUGGAUUAUGCACAACCACAUAAGAAGCCACCAAUUCAUAAUGAAAAACCCUAGAUCUAAUCAAUCUUAUUCCUAAAAAAAAAUAGUUUUUGCAUUCCUUUUUUUGGUAUAAAAUGUUGUAUAAUUAAGGAGCCCAAAUCUGCGACUAUUUUGACCAUCUGUAAACUGCUAUCUACAUUAUACAGUCAACAAUAAAAAUAUACAGUAUAUUAUUAUAAGAGAUGAUAAUAUAUUAUUGAUUGCAAAAGAGAGAAGAAGUUUAUUAGUUUUAGAAGGGUGUCCUUCGGCUGUUAUAUUAUUACCAUGCCAUUGAAGACAAGAAAUAAAAGUGAAAAAAGGACAUAAAUGUCGGUAAGCCUGCCUCUUGAGGACAAUCGAACGCAAUCAGAAAUCUGGCUGUGAACUGGAACCCACUCUGAAACUGCAAAACAAUUAUCACAAGACAAUUGAAACAAUUUGACGCCUCUGCAUAGCCCUUGCGCAGCCAAUAAUAAGGGUACUGCCUGCUCAGAGCUAACCAAAUAAUUGGUGGGAUUCAUGCCAACGCAUUAACAUGGUUAGUUAAAAUGCACAGACAACAAUAUCAAGAAAAGAAGAAGAAAAUGAUCAACAUGAGAUCACUAGAAGAUCAAAGAAUUUAUCCAUCUCAAAUCAACGGUGCUGGAAUAACUAACAAUGCAACUACCUAUGGAGACGUGAAGUACGGUUAUCAAAUGGCUUCAGAUUUAUAUGCCGCAAAGAAAAGGCAUUACUGAAAUUCUCUACUAGGCAGCCCUCAGUAGGAACGUCCGUUUACUUUUAGAUUAUGGAUUCAUUUGGAUAAUCAGGUACCGCUGCAGCUGACAAUGAAUGGUUUCACAAAGUUGAUAAAUUCAGAGGUCUUGAUCCCAAGCUUCAGAUCAACCUCCCCACCACCCAGCCAGAAGAAAUCAGGGUUAAGCUUUACAAUUGCUUCAUCCAGAAUCACCUGAAAUCAAUUUGUAUAGGAUCAGUUACUCAGAAUAAAAAGACAAACUUAACUGUCCCCUCCCUGCCCAGGCCUCAGAGUCUUUAUACAUGUGACAGUUAUAAUCACAUGCUCAUCCAGAUGCGCUUGCUUAUGCCAUAAAAAAAAUUUCGCUCUUUCAACAUUUUUCUUGACAACUAUAUUCGCAGAAUGACCAUUUAGAAUCAGUAGAAUGUACAAUGCAAUCUUGAUUCUCAGAUCUUGUCAUAAAUUAUUAUUAUCUAG
Messenger RNA from Rubroshorea leprosula, 1478 nucleotides. The record is from the annotation of a GenBank genome assembly. NCBI's taxonomy places the organism in Eukaryota, Viridiplantae, Streptophyta, Magnoliopsida, Malvales, Dipterocarpaceae.